Messenger RNA from Epinephelus lanceolatus (giant grouper), 1441 nucleotides. RefSeq names its product transmembrane protein 106A (gene tmem106a). NCBI's taxonomy places the organism in Eukaryota, Metazoa, Chordata, Actinopteri, Perciformes, Serranidae. The record is from RefSeq and is a predicted model, not a curated record.
AGAAGCAGGAAGUGUUCCUCCCACUUUCUGUUUGUACACACAUGAAGUAGUUCGUCUCGACAAGUCUCCAUGUAGCUUAUAUAAACUUUAAAUAUAAAGAAAAGCGGUGGAGCGGAUUAAUUUGGAGUUUAAAGUGAGACUGGAUUUCUUUCUUUCGCUGAAGUGAAAUGGUUACACCGGUGAAAAUCAGCAAAGACACAGAAGAGCUGGAUCCGACAAAAGGGAUGGAGAGGGCAAGGACACUGAGGCACUUCCCUCCGUACGGAUCCAUGAAUGGAGACACCUGCCCCACAUGUCGUGGCACCGGACGAAUUCCCAGAGGCCAUGAGGACCAGCUUGUUGCUGUAAUACCAUGUAAUGAUGUGAGGCUGAAACCCAGACGCACGAAGCUGUACGUUUGCAUCUCCAUGGCAGUGUGUCUCUUCCUUUGCUGUCUGAUCCUCUUCUUCCUCUUCCCCCGGAGUGUCACCCUGACACCUGUGUCUGUGCUGUCAGUCAUGGUUUACUUCACACCAGAUACAGUUGAAAUGAAGGUCACAAAUCUCAUCAACAUCUCCAACGAGAACUAUGUCCCAGUUCAGGUUGUGGACUUUACCAUUCAGGGUCUGGUCUCUGAAGCAGUUGUGGGCAAAACCAAGAUAUCCAACAUGACCGCCCUCAAGGCCCGCUCACAGAAUUCGUACACUAUGCAAAUUGACCUGCCUCUCACCGAUAAAGGCUUAAACACUUACUGCAAGUCGAGCUCUAUCAAGAUUCACACGUUAUUUCUGGAGCUGCAAAUGACGAUGAAUAUUUCCUAUCUCUCUCAUGUGGAGCAGCUGUCUCUGGACACCUUCGAGUACAUCGACUGUGGCACCAACUCAACAAUCCCUCAUCCUGUGAGAUGAUGAAAUCCAAAUGAAAAACACCAAAGUGGGAGUGUGAAAUCAUGAAUAUUCUGGCUGCAUCGCACCCUUUCCCUCCUCUGUGUGGGAUGUGACUUUGUGAAUGACAUCUACUGUACAAAUGCAUCUUAUCCACUCAUCCAUGUCUUUUACUUAAGAAAAACUACCAGUGAAAUAAUGUUGAAAUACCGAAGUAGAUGAGCAACAAAACAAAGUACCAAGCAGCAGAUAGUAAGUAAAUGUACUUAGUUACAUUCCACCACUGAUCUUAUUCUGUAUGUUGUUUUAGCAUACCUCAAGACUUUAACCAAUCACUACAAUGUAAUUAUUUUAAGAUCAAGAUGAUUCAAGUAUACUUAUAUCCUUAAAUGAAGGUUUUAUUGCUCUUAUUUGAUUGAGACCUGCCUGUAUUUUGUUUGAAGAUGUGUAAAUUUCCUUAAAAAUGUGACUCACUUAACAAUGUUUUUGGGCAGGAUGCCAUAUAUUGUGUAAAUAGGAUGUUAAUCUCUGAUAAUCUUUUGUCAUUUGCACUUCAUUAAACUGUGGCAUUUAAAGUC